This is a messenger RNA of Phyllopteryx taeniolatus (common seadragon), 3300 nucleotides long. It is a transcript of the gene p3h2, whose product is annotated as prolyl 3-hydroxylase 2. Gene Ontology annotation, cellular component: endoplasmic reticulum. The transcript has 15 exons. The record is from RefSeq and is a predicted model, not a curated record. The coding region runs from base 262 to 2370 and encodes 702 amino acids. Gene Ontology annotation, biological process: collagen metabolic process. NCBI's taxonomy places the organism in Eukaryota, Metazoa, Chordata, Actinopteri, Syngnathiformes, Syngnathidae. Gene Ontology annotation, molecular function: protein binding; procollagen-proline 3-dioxygenase activity; iron ion binding.
ACUAAUAUCUGUGGUGUUUUACGUGUAUUACUUUGUAUAAAUACUGCGAUAUUUAUUGGAGGAGACUCUCUAGACUCCCCAAAUAACCCCCAGUGGAGAGAAAAUGGGCAGUGAUUGUUGUCCAUUCAUUUGAGGAGGAGGAGGAGUCAACGGAGCCAAACGGGGGGCCCGGAACAAAAAUGUGCAUCUCCGACUGAAGGAACUUGAAGUCGGGUCGUACUCCGCCCUCAGCAUGCUGCGCGACACCUCCGGAAUGUUUAAAUGGACGGCACGUCGAGGUUGACAGCCGCUAUCAUCACUCACGAGUCCACUCACACCUCCACGAUGGACGCCAACUUCUUAGUCGUCUUCACUGCUGUCCUGCUCGCCUCCGCUCCACCGUCUUCGGCUACCUUGGAGCCUUACGACCUGUUGUACGACGACGCGGUGCGGGCGUUCUACAGCGGCGACUACGGCGGCGUGGUGCGCAUCAUGGAGCGGGCGCUCAGCAGCUACGGCGGACUACGGCGCUCCAGAGUCCGCUGCCGGCUGAGGUGCCAGGACCAGCAUCCGUUCGGGGACGCCGUCUCCGACCUGGCCUUCUUCGACGUGGUGCUGCGCAGAGCGGCGUGCAUGGACGGCUGCAUCGAGCAAGACAUCGGCGUCCAGUCAAUGCAUAAAGUCAGCGAGGAUGUCGUGCAGGACUUCCGCAGGCGGAUCCCCUACAACUAUCUCCAGAUGGCUUAUCUCAAGCUGAAACAGCCAGACAAAGCGGCAGCUGCAGCUCAUACCUACUUCCAAGCCAAUCCAGAACACGUGGAGAUGAGUCAUAACCUGGAGCAGUACAAAGAUGGACAGGGGAUGGACAGGGGAUCAGAGGAUCACUUUGUGGACCGAGAAGCUCGACCUCACCAGCGCUCCUUUAGUGCGGCAAUGAGCUUAUACGAACAAGACGACUACUUGGGGGCCAGCCUUCUCUUCGAGGAGGCUCUGGCGGAGUACUACAAAGCCGAUGUGGAGUGCAGGACCCUGUGUCAGGGGCCACAGCAGUUUGAAGGCCACGAUCACGUUCACUACCGUUACAGUCUAUAUGAAGUGAUUUCAGAUCACUUCACUCAGGUACUGCACUGUGAGCACGAGUGCGUCCGAGAUCUCGCCACCCGGCCGGGCCGCCUGUCGCCCAUGGAAAACUACUUGCCGCAGCACUAUGACUACCUCCAGUUCACCUACUUCCAGAUGGAAAGAGUUGAAGAGGCAUUGCAGUGUGCACUCACCUACCUUUUAUUCCAUGAGGGAGACCAGUUCAUGACAGAGAAUGUUGACUUCUACACAGAGGUGCUGGGACAUGACAGUGCACCACGAGAGGAGGCUGCACGGUACUUGAGGAGGCACAAACAAGAGCUAGAGCUUCUUCUGAUUGGAAGUCAAACCAUGGGUGUGGACUUCACUGAAGGGAAUUACUGGAGCAGCACGAGUGGGAGGGACGACUCCACCAGGGCUCCCUCUGGUACAGACGGUGGAAUGGAGUAUGUUCCCAACGCAGAGAAGAAGAAUGUCAGUGUGGCUGCCUCACAGCAUCUCAAAGAAGGUGGGCCGUUGUUGUACGACGGUGUGCAGCUGGUGUACAACUCGGCUGACAUGAACGGGACCCAGCGAGUGCUGCUGGAUCAAGUCAUAACAGAGGAUGAAUGCGCAGACCUCCGACACCUGGCGCAGGCGGUCACAAUGGCAGGCGACGGCUACAACGGCAGGACGUCUCCUCACACCCCCAAUGAAAAGUUUGAAGGAGCAACUGUACUCAAAGCCCUGCAGUACAGCUACGAGGGCAGGGUGCCCAUGAAAAGCGCCCGCCUCUUCUACGACGUCAGCGAGCAAGUGAGAAGCAUCGUUGAGUCUUAUUUCCAGCUCAACUCCACCCUGCACUUUUCCUACACGCACCUGGUGUGCCGCACGGCCAUCACGGGCCAGCAGGACUACAGGAGUGACCUGAGCCAUCCCAUCCACGCUGACAACUGUCUGCUGGACACCGAGGCGAGUGAAUGCUGGAAGGAGCCCCCAGCGUACACUCAAAGGGACUACAGUGCAUUACUAUACCUCAAUGGAGACUUUGAAGGUGGCGAGUUCAUCUUUACGCAGAUGGACGCCAAAACAGUCACAGCAACCGUGAAGCCCAACUGUGGCAGGGUGGUGGCGUUCUCCUCCGGUGGGGAGAAUCCGCACGGCGUGAAGGCUGUCACCAAUGGGCGGAGGUGUGCUGUGGCUCUGUGGUUCACCUUGGAUCCGCUCUUCAGGGAAAUGGAGAGACUGCAGGCAGAUGAGGUGAUCCAGACCUCGUUCACACAGUCUGUGCUGACUCACGGCCUCGACAUCAACCCCAAAGAUGAACUGUAGACGUAGCCUCAACCUCAUCUGUUUGUUGAUGUUUAUUUAUUGUGGGAUUUGUCUUUAGAUAAAAAAAAAAACAAAAACAAAAAAAAUCUAUUUUUGUACAAUUUUGAGUGCAGGUUCAAUGACAUUGGGAUUAUUUGUGUGUGGGGGGGGGGGGGGGGGGAGUGAUUUUUUUUUGUGUGGGUCUGCACACUCAUGCUGGAGUGUGCUUUUGCUGUUUUUUUGUGUUCUUCUAUGUCUCACUGAUCUGUGAAAGUGUCAAAGGGGGGAUUAUUUUUCCUGCUUUCGGUUGUUGCUUUUGAGUUCAACAUAUUGGUUUUAUGAGAAAAACACGAAAAAGAGUACAUCACUACAUCAAAGAUUACGUACAGGUCAAUAAUACUUGACCAGCAGGUACUUACCAUGUCCAAAAUAGUUUUGUUUUUAUUAUUUCCAUGCCAGUAAUUCUUGUCCUCAAAGUAAACGGUGCACUGUUUCCCCAUUUAGAUUUUAACUAGCACUAUUUUAAAGAGAUGUGUUCUGAAUAUUAUAUAUAUUUAUAAUAAUCAUGCACUCGGUACUUCUGUCUGUCGAGUUAGGGGGAAAAUGUCUUUUGUGUGUGUUUGUAUUGUGUUUAUUAUUUAUAUUUUAAUGCGUAGACAGCUGCUGUCAUGGCUGUCUGCAUUUAAUAUGGGAAGCUUUUUAUCAUAAAAGAUCAAUCAUUUCUGUUUCAAGGAAUAUGAUAGUUUAAUUUGUGUUGAUAUACAAGUGAUGGACAGAGUCAUGCACUGUAAAUUCAAUGGGGAAAAUAUAUAUAUUGUUUGUUGUUCUGCAGGAGAGAUUUAGAGCUUUACUCCAGUUGGGUGAGUUGCAACACUUUUGUUUUCACUGAUAUUUAAUGAUGAAAUGCACAAAAUUGUAUGUUUACGGGCUCUAAUAAAUUAUAGACGGUUA